AGUUUGAGAUAGCCGACCAUGACCGGCACAACGGUACUGUGGACCGCGUAGCGCUCAGUCGACAGCGCGGCCUUCACCGCCAUGGGUCGUUCCUUGCUCAAGACGUACCAAACUUUCGCUACAAAAAAUGUUCGAUACGCGACCACAGGCUGCCCGUUUUCGAAACGGCAGCGUUCCCAAAUAGCCCCAACCGCUGAGGUCAGCGAAGAAAUUUUCGCUAACGCCAAACCUUACUCCGAGGUCCCGGGGCCUAAACCGAUCCCGAUUUUGGGGAAUACGUGGCGUAUGGUGCCCGUGAUCGGGCAGUUCGAUAUAUCCGAGUUCGCGAAAGUGACGAAGACAUUCCUGGAUAAAUAUGGUCGGAUUGUCAGAUUGGGUGGUUUGAUCGGACGUCCGGAUUUGUUGUUUGUGUACGAUGCUGACGAGAUUGAGAGGAUGUAUAGGCGAGAGGGUCCAACGCCGUUCAGACCAGCUAUGCCGUGCCUGGUGAAGUACAAGUCUGAGGUCAGGAAGGACUUCUUUGGAAAGCUGCCGGGAGUUGUUGGGGUACAUGGCGAGAAAUGGCGCCAGUUCCGCUCCAAGGUCCAACGCCCCAUCCUCCAGCCCCAAACCGUGAAGAAAUACGUGGCCCCCAUCGAGACCGUUACUGAGGACUUCAUCAGGUACAUGGAGGCCGCGAGAGACGAGCAAGGGGAUCUGCCUCACGAGUUCGACAACGAUAUCCAUCGGUGGUCUUUGGAGUGCAUCGGACGAGUAGCGCUCGACACGCGACUUGGCUGCCUAUCAUCCGAGCUGACCAAAGAAUCUGAGCCGCAGCGCAUUAUAGACGCGGCAAAAUUCGCACUGAGGAACGUCGCUGUGUUGGAACUGAAGGCGCCGUAUUGGCGGUAUAUACCGACGCCGCUGUGGACGAAAUAUGUUAAUAAUAUGAACUUCUUUGUCGAAUUGUGCUCAAAAUACAUAAACGAAGCGUUGGAAAGGCUAAAGACCAAGAAAGUGACCUCCGAAAACGAUUUGUCCCUAUUAGAGCGAGUCCUGGCCAGUGAAGGCGACCCCAAGAUAGCCACCAUCAUGGCGCUUGACCUCAUUCUUGUUGGAAUUGACACGAUAUCAAUGGCGGUAUGCUCAAUUCUAUACCAAGCGGCCACACGUCUGCCGCAACAAGAAAAAAUGGCGGAGGAGAUCGCACGAGUGUUCCCUGAUCCUAGUAAACCCAUAAAUUAUGCCGAUCUGGAUAAGCUGCAUUACACUAAAGCCUUCGUUAGAGAAGUAUUUAGGAUGUAUUCAACUGUCAUUGGCAAUGGACGUACUUUGCAAGAAGACGAUGUCAUUUGCGGAUACCAUAUUCCUAAGGGGGUUCAAGUGGUAUUCCCCACCAUAGUGACCGGCAACAUGGAGCAGUUCGUGUCCAACCCGCUGGAAUUCAAGCCGGAGCGUUGGCUGGAGGGCGACGGGCGGCUACAUUCCUUCGCGUCCCUGCCCUAUGGAUUUGGAGCCAGGAUCUGCUUGGGGCGGCGGUUCGCUGACUUGGAGAUACAAGUUCUGCUGGCUAAGUUGAUCCGCCGAUACCGGCUAGAAUACCACCACGAGCCCCUCGACUACGCGGUCACCUUCAUGUAUGCGCCGGACGGCCCUCUGCGCCUGCGCAUGAUUGAACGAUAAACACUGACUGUUAGUACACCUUAUGUAGUUGUAAUAAGGAUUACGAAUGGUUAAGUAUGUUAGUUACCCAUAUAACACAAAUAAGAAAAUUUAAUAUGCCUAGAAUUAAAGGAAAGAUUAAGCUAUUGACUUGGCUGAGCGAUGCAAUGCGUGGUCACGUGAUUUGACGGAAGUAGCAAACAGUUGGUAAAAAACGCCAAUCCUAACAAUGAAAACACACUGCUAUUGCAAUUUGAAUGAGCCUCUUGUGCUCGAUAGCAGGGAUGUUGCGGAUGCAGAUUUUUUGACAUUCGCGGAUGCGGAUGCGGAUGUCAAGAUUUGGUACUUAAAAAACGUCAAAUAUUACAUUUUUAGGAUUUUUUAUUUAAAAAACUAAACUUUUAGUAUUUGAGCAAGAAUAUAGGUGCGUUUUAUUUAAUAAACAGUAACUUAGCCGACUUUUCGGGAUCUAGACGAUUUGGUUAUAUAACGACGAAAUUACCUAGCACUUACGCUGGCGGCGCUAAUACGUUCCUGUUACCGACUUGGUCGACAUCCGCAUCAUGCGGAUGCUCCGCAUCGAUUUUAUGCGGAUGCGGAUGUUGAAAAUAAUGCAGAUGUUCCGCGGAUGCGGAUGCAGAUGCGAAUAUCCGCAACAUCCCUGCUCGAUAGUUAAAAGCACCGGAGCAAGUAAUACUCACACUUUUUGCGUUGUGAUACACUUCUCUUUCUAUUGGUCUUAAACUUUCUUGAACAGGAUACCUAAUUAAGUACAUAAUUAUAAUUAAUUUAAUAAUUAUAGACACAGAAAUAAGUGCAAUAGAUCGCAUAGGAUAUUUCCUCAGAUACGUAAUCGCCGUAAAAUAUUUUUAAUCGAACAGUAGCUUGUUCUAAACAAUUACUUUAUAGUUCCACCGAGUAAACCUUUUAAUAUUACCUCUAUUUACGUGACAAUAGUUAAGGCGCUCUUAUACUUGAGU
Messenger RNA from Cydia fagiglandana, 2621 nucleotides. RefSeq names its product probable cytochrome P450 301a1, mitochondrial (gene Cyp301a1). The record is from RefSeq and is a predicted model, not a curated record. Bases 82 to 1662 code for a protein of 526 amino acids. The transcript is spliced from 8 exons. Gene Ontology annotation, molecular function: oxidoreductase activity, acting on paired donors, with incorporation or reduction of molecular oxygen; monooxygenase activity; iron ion binding. Lineage: Eukaryota; Metazoa; Arthropoda; Insecta; Lepidoptera; Tortricidae.